AUGCCAGAUAAUAUUCCAUCUAUAUCAUUACAACCACCAGAGACUCCAAGAUGCAAGCACAAUAACAAUAUUAAUUCAAAUACAAAUAAUCAAAUUUUACAACAAAGUAUUAACAGAACAACAACUCCUUCAUUUUCAUUUGGUUUAAGUUUUUCACCAACUUUUAAUUUUAAUUCACCAAAUAUUUUAUCACCUAGAAAAUUUUUAACUUCAACUACAGAUAAUAAUUUAAAUAAAGUUAUAAAUCAUAAAAGAUCAAUUUCAAAUUCAAGUGGUAAAGAUUAUAACAGAUUUCUUGAAUCAUUAAACAAAUCACUAGAUAAAGAAGAUAGUUUAGAAAAUACUCCAAAAGAUGGACUAGAGAAAGAGAGUCAAGAUAUUGAAGAAGAUAAUGAAGAUACUGAUCAUGAUAUUUGGUCAUCUUUAAAUAAUUCAACGCAACAAAAUAAUACAAAUUUAAGUUCAAUUUAUGAAGAUGAUAAUAAAGAAAAUAAUAUACCGUACAACACUCAAAAUUCAAAAAUAGUUAAUGAUAAGUUUGAUGAAUUUUUAACUCCAAAUAAAUUAUUAUUGUCAAAUAAGAAGCCAUCGGCAACAACCACAAUCACAACCACUACAAUAGCAACAGCAACACCUUCUUUAGAAGUUGCUCCUGAGAUUUCACCAAAAAAUUCGGAAAUAUCAAUUGAUGAACAAGAUCAUGAAAAUGAUCAUUUAUCAUCAGUUAUUAAAAAAAGAAAAAUAAAUCAUAGUAUUACAGAUACUCCAAAUAAUGCAAUAGCUUCAAAGAUUGAUAAAUCAAUGGUAUCACCUUUAACAUUUCGUAAACCAAGUGUUACAAACUCAAUUACAUCAAAUUCAAAUUCAUCAUCCAAUGUUAAUCUUACUGAAGAUAAAGUAUGGAAUCCAGAUUUAGAUGAUAUAUUAAUCAAAUCAUUAUAUAAAUAUAGAAAAUUUAAAGAAGAUCCAAAUUUAAAUAAUAAUUCCAUUUUAAAAAACACAUCUCAAAAUAAGGUCAUAUCGAGAAUGUUAUUUAAUAAGACUGGUAUAUUAAGAUCAACAAAACAAAUAUCAUCAAGAAUAUUUAGAUUAAGUAAAAGUGGAAAAUUGAUAAAAGAUAUAAAAACUCCAUUGACUAAUGGAUCUACAAGUGAACUUGAUGAUGUAUUCAAUAGUAACGAGAGUUUUUUAUUACAUCCAGGUUCUAUUGAUUCAAAUAGGAAUAAUGCAUUGAUUGAUAGAGAAUUGGAUAUUUUAUUAUCUUCGUCACCAUUAGAUGAAGUAUUUGAUGAACAAACUAAUUAUUUAUUGAAUUUGACUGAUUUUAAAAUUUGCUCUAAAGCAAGAGAUAAUACUACAAUCUUUACAAAAUUAGCAACUUGGAAUACCUGUCACAAUAACAUAAUAAAUAAGUUAGAUGAUUAUAUGAUCAAAAUAUUAAAAGAAAGAAACAUACCAAUUUGGUUUAUUAAUCACGAUAUAAAUUUAAAUAUCAAUCAUAUAGAAACUUCUACUCCAAUGUCAGCUAUUUCACCAACUUUUACAAAUCACAAUGCCAAUUUGAAUCAUGCAAAUUUUCAAUCAACAAUGUCAAUUAAUGUUUAUUGUAAAGGUUCAUCUUCAGAAUCCAUGCUAAAUUGGUGUAGUUUAAUUGAAGUUUAUAAGAAUGGUAAAAAAAUCCUAAAUGUGACUGACAUAAUCAAUGGAUAUUUUAAUGAAGAUUCAAAGUGUUAUAUUUUACAAGUACCUUUCAUCAAAACUUUCUUUGCCGGGUUCUUCAAUUAUUUAAUUAAUGGAUCAUUAAUAUCAUCAGAAGAAAAUAUUAAAAUAAUUCAAUAUAUUUAUAACAACGAAGAAUCAGAUAAUAAUUCAAAUUUUGAUUUAAAAAAUUCCAAAAUAUUUGCGUAUUUAGUUCAUGAAUUUAAUAUGAUGGGUACGAAAGGUCAAACCAAAGUAGUGGUUGUAAAUUCAUUAAGAGAUCAUAUAAAUAAAUAUGAACCAACGACAGAUGAUAAUGAAACAGUAUUAGCAGAUUCAUCACCUUAUAAAUCUUCAAAUUCUCCAAAUCAUUCAUUAAAAAAUUUUGAAACUCCAAGUAAAAAUAAAUUCAAUACAAUAAAUAAUAAGAAUUUAAAAAUUGAUUUAAGUAAAACUAAUAAUUUAAAUAUGAACAUUCCUGCUGGUCCAAUGACUGCUCCUAUUUAUAAUUCAAAUGGUUUAAAUCAAAACAAUUUCGCAAAUUUUAAUCAAUUUUCAAUAAAUAAUUUAAGACAACAACAGCAGCAUCAACAACAAUUUCAAAAUUUUAAUCUCAAUCAAACUCCUCAACAUCCAGGAAUGAAUAUACAUGCUCUAUCAACGAAUAAUAUUCCACAAAUGGUUAGUACUGAGCAAAAUGUGUUCAAUACACAACAAUCACAACAGCAACAACCACAACAACAACAAUUGUCAUUUAAUCAAUCACCAACAAACUUAACUACAAACGCAACAUUACUGAAUGCUCAAUCUUCAUUCGUCUCACCAAUUAAUCAGCAACUGAAACAACAAGUACAAUUACAAAUGGAAAUGGAAUUACAGAUGCUGUUACAAAUGCAACUUCAAAUGCAGCAACAACAGCAACAACAACAGAAUUUGAUUAAUCAACCAAUGUACAAUGCAGAUGUUGUAAAUGAACAAUUCAUUAGACAAAGACAAUUAUUCUAUCAAUCACAAGCUCAACAACAAUCACAACAUGCACAACAACAAAUUACUCAAUUUCCAAAACCAAUCAAACAAGAUCAAUCAAAGAAAUUUCAUCAAUCACAAGUAAUUUCAAGUAGAAAAAAUUCAAAUACAUCAUCAACUUCCAAAAAUCAAUCACAAUCAAAAGACUCUCUAAAACCAAAAGAAAUAACAUUUGGUCCAAUUAUAGGUUAUGAUCCAUCAAAAGAUUUGAAACAACAUCAACAACAACAGCAACAACAACAAGCACAACAAUCUCAAAAUUCAAAUAAUCAUUCUUCAUCCACCACUAAAUCUAAUAAUCAGAAUGUUAUGAUGGGUAUUCAUAGAUUUCCUUUAAAUACUCCUGUUAUGUAUAAACCCAAAAAAUAG
Lodderomyces jiufengensis is the source of this 3093-nucleotide messenger RNA. RefSeq lists its product as uncharacterized. Gene Ontology annotation, molecular function: DNA-binding transcription factor activity. The record is from RefSeq and is a predicted model, not a curated record. NCBI's taxonomy places the organism in Eukaryota, Fungi, Ascomycota, Pichiomycetes, Serinales, Debaryomycetaceae. The transcript has a single exon. The coding region runs from base 1 to 3093 and encodes 1030 amino acids. Gene Ontology annotation, biological process: regulation of DNA-templated transcription.